Messenger RNA from Saccostrea cuccullata (small rock oyster), 2724 nucleotides. RefSeq lists its product as uncharacterized. The transcript has 14 exons. Gene Ontology annotation, biological process: proteolysis; protein desumoylation. Gene Ontology annotation, cellular component: nucleus. Gene Ontology annotation, molecular function: deSUMOylase activity. The record is from RefSeq and is a predicted model, not a curated record. The coding region runs from base 222 to 1673 and encodes 483 amino acids. Lineage: Eukaryota; Metazoa; Mollusca; Bivalvia; Ostreida; Ostreidae.
AUCUUCUUCAUAUUUUACAUUGUAUGUUCUUUUAUAUCUCUUGCAAUUUAUUAUGAAAGCCUGAAAGAUGACAUGUUGCUUUUAACAAAUAAUACAAUGAUUAUUUAUGCUGAUGAAUUAUACUUUUAAUAUAUAAAAUUAUGUAAAAAGAACAUGCAAUAGCAGACUUUGAAUUUCUCUACAUUCUAUUUUACUUUAUAUUCAAAAUUUCAGAAAAGUGUAUGAAUAAUGUACCAGUAAUACUUCAAAAAGCUAAAGAAUUGAAGGAAGGGAUGUCAGAUUGUGAGUGGAGGAAUUUUCUAAAGGAUGCAAAACGAAAUUCCCAUAUAAAGAUUGAUCUGAUUGCCCGAAAAGGAGCAGCUGUAUUAGACGAGUACAGUAAUUCUGAGGAGGAGCAGUUUGAGUUGUUGCAAAGACUCUCAAGUCUUUCUCCACCUGAAAUGCCAGACACUCAGAAAUUUAGGUUAUCAAAUAUGCUGCUUAGUGAGCUAGUGAACCAAAAGAAAUUGCAUUUAAAGAGAAAUUUUGAAAAGGAAGCAGAAGAUGAACAAAAUGCUAUGGAGGGUUUAAUUAGUGCUGCAAAACGAUUGGCAUGCAAGAGAAAGAAUAUAAAAGGUUUAAGUAAACCCCCACCGACAAAAAGAGGCCUAUUCAAUGAGAACAAGCAUCCAAAAAAGCACCCAGAAUUUAGUGAAUCAGCUGCGGUGGAAACUGACAGAUCUAAAAUCAAAAGCAUUCUGAAGAAAAAGAAAAAUGUCAAUCAGAAUGUCCUCAAGAAGGUUCAUUUUAAGGAAGGCAAUAGUGACCAUACUCAGCCCUUGACUGUGCUUGACAGACAACAAGCUCUUACAACAGUUGAGAAACUCUGGAACAUGACAGAAAUUUCUCAUUACAUAAUAGCUCGAGUCUCUAGCUAUAAUGUUACAGACGAUGAUUUUAAGUCCCUUUCUGGCAACAACUGGCUAACUGAUCAGGUAGUAGAUGCUUAUUUAGCCUUCCUUGUUCAGGCUGAAAUAGAAAAGGGGAAAAAAAUUACAAUGUAUGCAUCCCAGACCAUGACAGCAAUUGUGGAUGGCUCUUUUACCUUUAAAGGAUGCAAAAAGAAGCUGAAACUGUUUGAGUGUUCCACAGUAAUUGGUGCAGUUGUGAAGCACGGGCACUGGACUUUAAUUAUUGUGGAGCCACAGAAUGGAAUUGUCUAUUUCUACAAUCCAUUGAUGGAAAAAAGAUCACAGAUUCUUACUGUGAAAAGAAAUUGGUGUUCCUAUGUGAAUCAAAGGAUGAUUGCUUUCAAUGAGGUCAGUCAGAUGCAGUGGCAGGUAGAAACUAAAAUGCACUCAAGACAGACAGAUGGUUACAACUGUGGAGUACAUUGUUUACUGUUUGCAGAACAAUAUCUCAGUGGGCAACCAACUACAAACCACACAAGAGCAGACCUUACAGCUAUGAGACGGAAAAUUGACACAGAUUUGAUGAUGUUUGAAAUAUACCUGACAGAACAUUGUCCAGGAUGUGGCCUUGCAGUAUUUGGAAAAAAUGAGAUCAAAUGUCAAGUUUGCAAAAGAUCAUUUCAUAGGAAGAACCACUGUGUUGGAGAGGACACAGUUGACAAAGACUGUUUUGUUUGCAAACUUUGUGAAAUUAAUUUUUGGGUAUGUUUCUGCUUCAUGUAGUUUGUUAUACAUCAUUAAUCAGUCAUUUGUACAAUGAAAUUAAAAUGUUUCAGGGUCUUAAUGCUGCUUAUGAAUACUUUACUUUUUCUAUUUUAGGGCUGUGAUUGCUGAUUUGUUUUUACCUUCAGCAAGUUUUCUGAAAAAUGAUUGGGCUACUAAGAAUGUACGCUUGAAGAAAAUGUUUAUAUGCACUUCACUGUAUAUUUCAAAAACUGCAAUGACAUUCAAAGUGUUCUACAUCAUCUUCUGUUGAAGAGUAGUGUGACAAAGAGACAUAGUUAGAUAUCAACAUGUUGUAAAAAGUUCCACAGAAAGAGGAUAUGGACCUGAUAUUUUUGCCUCCUAGUGCUAACUGUAAUAUAAUGUUAAAAAUUAUUCAUAUUUUGUAUGGAUAAAAAUUAUGUAUUUUGCAAGUACUUGUAAACAUAUAUAUUCCUAUAUUUGAUGGUAACAAUGGUACACAAUGGAUGUUAAUCAUGCAUUACUAAUGAAGAAUGAUUAAAUCCUUUUGCAACAUUGUAGUUAAACAUAGACUUUUCACCAAUUUUAUGUUAAAAAUUUAAGAAGGGAUUCGAAUUGAAUAUAGAAAAUUGAAAUUCCCUUUUAACCCUUUUUUCAUGGACGUGUGAAGACUGUUUGAUUUGAUUACAUUCAAUGUAAUGUUCUCUCAAGUGCAUACAACACUGUAAACAUUUAGAAACCUAGUAUAGGUAACUGAAACAAUCUGAAUACUGGACAUUUUUUUUUUGUACAAUGGGUCUUUACCUGAUGGAAAAUAUUCAUUAAUGCUUCUGUACAGAUUCUAUUGGAAAGAUUCUCCUUCAAAAUGCAUUAAGAUAAUAUACACGUAUUUACUUAAUACAAUUUCUGUAACAAUAUUUACAAGUUUAUGGGUUAUAAUUAAAAAAUGUACCUGUAAUGAUCGAGAUAUAUAAAAAUCAUAUUCAGUGAUUUUAUAUGAAGUUUUCAGCUGGAAUUGAUGUGUUUAUAUGCAUAGAACCAGAAGAUACCAAUAUAACGUUAAGAAAACCUUUCAGUGUAAUAAAAACAA